Messenger RNA from Durusdinium trenchii, 1534 nucleotides. NCBI's taxonomy places the organism in Eukaryota, Dinophyceae, Suessiales, Symbiodiniaceae. The record is from the annotation of a GenBank genome assembly.
UCUGACUUUUUUGGACUGUUUCGAGUUGUCUUUUAUUUGUGACACUUUUUCCGCUGUUCCGACUGUUUUUCCGGCGUUGUUGACUUGUCCUUUUUGUUGACUUUAACUUGUCCAUUUGACUGUUUUUUAAUUUUCUUUAAAACAGGCUGUCCUGACCUUACCAUAUGAAAGAUGUUUAUAACACCAGAGCAGAAAGGAGAAAGCCAUCAAAGGCAUCACUUAGCACGCUUGUAAAAGCUUAUCCUGUGCCGCCCACGACAUGCUUGUUUCUCAAGCAACCCGAGCGGAUGCUUUGACCUGGAGGCCUGCUUCGUUUGCCUCCGGGUGGCUGCCAUGUAGAUGCACUCUGUCGCGUGCAGGUAGAGAAGAUGUUCGUGUCUCUUGCAGGGCGAUUUCAAAAAGGCAAGUGCAACAGCGCGCGUUGCAGCGAGCUGCCUUGCCAGUGAUUUUUGUCUCAGCCGCUGUUGCAAAUCGAGUCUCCAACCGCGUUUUGCUGGCGCCACUGCUGAAACACACUUAUUUCCUGGCGCUGACCACGACCAUUGCGCAACUGGCAGCUUAUGUUGGCUGGCUCCAAUUGAGAUUACGAAAAGGACUAGUGAGCAGUUCGAUGUGGUCUUUUGCUAAGAGAAACCCUGCGCUCAUUGCUGCCUUUGGUUUGUGUGAGGGUGCUUUCUUUCCACUCGUCUUCUAUUCAGCUGCUCGAUUACCCGGAAGUUUGGUGCAAGUGUUGAACCAAACGUUGAUCCCGUCCACGGUUGUUCUGAGCAUUCUUUUCUUGAGAAAGCGCUAUGACGCGGUGCAGAUAAUUGGUGUGGUGGCUGCCUUAGCCGGCGUGGCUGUGUUCACAUCAUUCCCACAAAGCUCCGGAUCCUUUGCAAUUGUGACACUUUGCGUAGCCGCUUAUGGGCUUCAAGCAGCAGCAAUGGUUCUGAAGGAGGUGGUCUUGACGAGGUACAAAGUCUGUCAAGGCUGUGAAGAGCCAGAGAAUCUUCCUUUCGAUCCAGCCUUAUUUCUGGCUGCUGGGACAAGCAGCCGUUGUGUGGUCCAGAUUGUAGCAUGGCCUUUCUUCCAAAAGCUAACGCACGGCCUUGGCUUGAGGAGUUGUGUUCAAGCUGGCCUUCACGCAAUGCUUCAAAGAUCGGUGCUUCCGCUGACGCUUUUCUACAUUAUGGCCAAUGUUUCCCUCAGCAUCACAGCGCUGAUGCUUGUGCAACGAACAUCAGCUGCUGCGACAGUGUUGGCGAAUGUGGUGGCAUUGCCUCUUAGCGCUUUGCUUUUCUGCUUGCCACUACCCCUUCUGGAGCAGGAGGCAUUUCAUUGGCGAUUUGCUGUGAGCUUGCUGCUGAUUGUCCUGGGGAAUUUGCUCUAUAGCUACCACCUCCUGAGAAAGGGCCAAAAGGAAAGGGCUGGCGCGUGAGAAAAAGGUUUGCAGACAGGAUGUCAUAUUGAGCAGCUUCAGUUGGGAAUACGAUCAUGAAUCAUUGACAGUAAUGUCCGGUUCAUCCGAAGCAAGCGGCAGGGGCUGGCUGGG